Neocloeon triangulifer is the source of this 4714-nucleotide messenger RNA. It is a transcript of the gene raptor, whose product is annotated as regulatory-associated protein of mTOR. Gene Ontology annotation, cellular component: cytoplasm; TORC1 complex. Gene Ontology annotation, molecular function: protein binding; protein-macromolecule adaptor activity. The record is from RefSeq and is a predicted model, not a curated record. The transcript has 24 exons. The coding region runs from base 254 to 4090 and encodes 1278 amino acids. Gene Ontology annotation, biological process: TORC1 signaling; cellular response to starvation; regulation of autophagy. NCBI's taxonomy places the organism in Eukaryota, Metazoa, Arthropoda, Insecta, Ephemeroptera, Baetidae.
UAAAUUACUCGCUUUCACGUCAGAUUUAGCUCUCGUUCACAUAAGGAAUUUAUACAAAUUCGUGCGAUCCUUCGGCACGGCAUUGUUGAUAUUUUUCCGUAUGGGGUGUUUCUCGCUUUGAAUGGAUAACAGCGAUCGUUUUCAUUGACCGCACUCGAUCGUAAACAAAUUUCCUACCGAAGCGACAUUCGACCCUGAUCCCUGAUUCUCACUGAUUAGUUUUGCCCUUUGGACUUACAGCAAUUAAAAUAAAAUGAUGGACGAGGAGUCAAAGUCAACAGAAGAAGCCCCCCAGGCUUGCUGUGGUGCAUUUUGUGAAAACCGUCACUUAGAAAGCAUUGGUGGAAUCAACACAAUUAACCACACAUGGCGGAUGAAAGAAAGAAUGAAAACAGUGAGCGUUGCUCUUGUUCUGUGCCUAAACGUCGGCGUCGACCCGCCAGACAUAGUGAAGACUCAGCCUUGUGCCAGGCUGGAAUGUUGGAUAGACCCUUUGUCAAUGAGCCCACAAAAAGCUCUUGAAAGUAUAGGUGCUAGUUUGCAAAGCCAGUACGAACGUUGGCAGCCAAGAGCCCGUUACAAGCAGAGUCUUGACCCAACUAUGGACGAAGUAAAAAAACUCUGCACAUCCUUGAGACGCAAUGCCAAGGAGGAGCGGGUCCUUUUGCACUACAAUGGCCACGGAGUGCCUCGGCCUACUGCCAACGGUGAAAUCUGGGUCUUCAACAGAACCUACACUCAAUACAUCCCCCUGUCUGUGUACGACUUGCAGACGUGGAUGGGUUCUCCGUCGAUAUAUGUGUAUGACUGUUCUAACGCUGGGAUGAUUGUAAAAACCUUUAAUAACUUUGCUGAUCAGCACGAAAAAGAAUUUGAGAUGUGCCAUAACAGAGGGAAUGGCGCACAGGCUGUUAGCUACCGAAACUGCAUUCAAUUAGCUGCUUGCGCUGAAAAUCAAAUUUUGCCUAUGAACGCUGAGUUACCUGCUGACUUAUUCACUGCCUGUCUCACUACACCAAUUAAAAUUGCAUUACGAUGGUAUGUCAUGCAGAAUAAGCAAAUACUAAUGCCAAACGUCACACUUGAUCUCAUAGAAAAGGUACCAGGACAGUUGAGCGAUAGACGAACCAUGUUGGGAGAGCUCAACUGGAUUUUCACGGCCAUUACUGACACCAUUGCGUGGAAUAUCUUAUCAAGAGAACUUUUCCAAAAACUUUUCCGCCAAGACUUGCUGGUGGCUAGUCUAUUCCGUAAUUUCCUACUAGCUGAGAGAAUUAUGAGGUCAUAUGACUGUGUUCCUGUUUCAUCGCCUAGUCUACCACCAACCUAUCAACACCCAAUGUGGCAAGCGUGGGAUUUGGCUUUGGAUUUAUGCUUGAGUCAACUGCCUGACAUUUUAAACAAUGACACGCCAUUCGAGCAUUCAAAUUUCUUUGAAGAGCAGCUGACUGCCUUUGAGGUUUGGCUAGCCUUAGGAUCUGAAGAGAGGAGUCCUCCAGAGCAGCUUCCUGUUGUUCUUCAAGUGUUGCUAAGCCAAGUUCACAGAGUCCGAGCGCUAGAUCUGCUAGGCAAAUUCCUCGAUCUCGGACCAUGGGCUGUAAAUUUGGCAUUAUCAGUUGGAAUAUUUCCAUACGUCUUAAAGUUACUCCAAAGUUCAGCAAAGGAAUUGAGGCCAUUGUUAGUGUUUAUCUGGGCCAAAAUUUUAGCCGUGGACAGAACCUGCCAAUCUGACCUUGUUCGGGACAACGGGCAUAAAUAUUUUCUAUCGGUUUUGCAAGAUUACACGAUGAGUAGCGAGGAUCGUACAACCGCUGCAUUUAUUUUGUCGUGCAUGGUUCAAGAUUACCCUCCUGGACAGGAACUGGCUCUUCAAGGCUCAUUAGUCUCAAUUUGCUUGGAGCAGUUGGGCGACAGCCACGCUCGUCUGCGCCAGUGGCUUGCUUUGGCCUUGGGCCGUCUCUGGGAAAAGUAUGAGGCAGCUCGAUGGUGCGGCGUCCGUGACUCGGCACAUGAAAAGCUUUACACAUUGCUCAAAGACCCUGUGCCAGAAGUUCGAGCUGCAGCUGUUUAUGCCUUGGGCACAUUCAUAGCAAGUGCAACUGAAAGGAGUGAACAUGCCAAUAAAAUUGAUCACAAUGUUGCAAUGACACUCAUUACAACUGUCGGCCAGGACAUGAGUCCAUUAGUUCGAAAGGAAAUCGUGAAUUCGUUGCAAUGGAUUGUUUUAAUUUUUGAAGCGUCUUUCUGCUCAAUCGCUCAGCAAUCUCAGCUGGAAGACAAUAAAUCUCUUCGUGACGACGCCCUCAGUCCUCAGCCAGCUCAAACUGAAAGUAGCGUGCUAUCUCCCCUAAGUGGAAUGCGUCGUAUUGCAUCCCGUGACCGUCUAAAACAUUUCUCACCCAGCAACCUGUUUGGUCUGGAACCAACCACAGUUGGUGGCCUUUCAAUUGACAGCACCCCUGACAAAUUAAAACGAGUGUCAUCUUCCUCAUCCAUAAGUAGCCUUGGCAGCAGCAUGUCUCAUGCAAAUAAUGCGUCAACCACAACAAGUGUUUACUUCAAGCAGUGGCACGCUCUAGGAAUUUUGGAACACGAUCCUCACCCUGAGGUUGCAAUUAUGGCAAGGAAAGUUAUGGAUCACAUAAGAGAACAAGUGCGAGAAAAUAUGGCAAUAAAAGAGACUCUUGUUGGAACAUUUUCUUCUUCUCCUGCAGCUUCACCCUCUGGAAAAGUGACCUUCAUGGUGAGUGAAUCGCCACCGACCUCUAGUGAUUCUUACAUAGCCCGUUUAAACAGAAGCCAUGCACUGAGAAGAAAACCAAAUACAGGCACGAUCAGCGAGGAAGGCACAAACGAAGUUCGCACUGGACUGAAAGAACUUGUCCACACACAGUUUUUGGACUGGAGCAGUCGAUAUUUUGCCCAGCCAAGCAUUGGCCUGAAGGGCAGCCCUGAGAUGAUGGAAUUAGAAUGCAAUAUGGAAUUCCGUAUGCUCAGAAAUGCGGAAGUUGAGCAAGAGGCAGAUGAGGAGCGUUCAAAAGUUUUUUCAUCACGAAUUGAAUCGCUUCUUUUCCAAGGAAGAAGUUCGGGUGGUGUAUCUUGCAUUGCCUUACACUCUUAUGAGCCAUUGGUAACUGUUGCUGGAAAAGACACCUUCGGCGUGUGGGACUGGCAGGCCGGUUCUAAAAUUUGUUAUUGUUCAAAUCGCAAUGCGAGAGGAUCAAAAAUUUCUUGCAUUGCUUUGCUGAACGAAGCAGAAGCUUUUCCGUUGCUCCUUGUGGGAGCUGAUGAUGGCAACAUUAAAAUUUGGAAGAACGUUUUUGGCAACAACAGAGAAGCAGCACUCGUCACUGCCUGGCAGGGUCUGACUGACCCCAUUAACACUCCACCUGUGACCCAGCACCACCAAAAACAUCACGCUGGCCUUGUUGUUGCGUGGAUGCAAAAACACCAGCGAUUGGCGGUUGCUGGUGACCAGGCUCCCAGAGUUAUCAGAUUAUGGGACGUUGCAACCGAAAAGAGAAUCCACGAUCUGCCCACAGGAACCAACAGCUCAAUGGUCACAUAUCUGACUCCGGACUACACAGGGGCAUCUCUCCUUGCUGCGGGCUGUGAUGAUGGCUCCGUUCGGUUAUUUGAUUGGCGAUUGUCACCUCAAGAAGCGAGGAUUAUGACCUGGCGCGAACAUACCACUUGGAUAGUGGGACUAUCUUUAAGGAAACCCACUUCUGUAGGAGGCCUUGUAUCAGGAUGUGUUGCCGGAGACGUUAAACUUUUUGACCUUCGCCGUCACAGUGCCAUUGCAAGUAUCCAGACCACCCAUGGUAUGACAGCAAUGGCCGUGCACCAAAACGCUGAUAUUUUUUGCUGUGGUUCUGUGAAUCAGUACAUUGGAGUCUACCCAAUUCCUGGGAGCACCAACCUUGGGAGUGUGUCGGAUAUUGGCUCCAUACGUUAUCAAGAGGGUUUCCGAGGACAACGACUAGGACCCGCCUCCUGCCUUACGUUUCACCCUCUUCGAAUCCUGCUCGCUGCUGGCUCAGUGGACAGCUCUAUUAGGGUUUACAACCAAGACUAUGCUCGUAGAUGAAAAACGCUUUUGCUGCCGGAAAACUUCAAUUUCUAUGACUCUUUUUGGGGCACUGAUUUGAUUGUGUGAAGACAACUCAAAUCCCUCCGAUUCUAAUUUGACCCCAUCAUACAUACAUAUUAGCAUUGGUUCAUAUUGAAACAAUUUUUUUUGCAGAUGUUUAAAUUUAUUUUAAAAUUUUUCCAAAGUCUUUUGUCAAAAAUCAUGUUCUUAAAAGUUGAUUUUAAAACAGUAAAAUUACCUUAUUUUGAAACUAGGAUUUUUCAUAUCAAUUCUAUGCUUUCGAGAUUUUCUUUUAUUUGGAUAUUCCUUUUAUAAAUUUUUUUAAUCAUGAAUUUUACUCUGGUUGAGUGCCAUUUACUUUAAUCUAGAAAUUUAUGAUUUUCGAAAAAAUGCCAUAAGCAUCAGUCUUAAAGCCUUGCAAAUCACGCCGAUAAUCGCAGUAGUCUUUAUAUUAGUUUGGAUGAAUUAUAUAAAUCGUCUAUAGACCUCUACUGUUAUUAAAUUGUUGAAUUUCAAGAACUUAUAAAAUUUGUUUACAACAGAAAUGAACAGAAACAAGUCACAGUAGAUUUAAAAAUUUAUUUUAUGAUGAUUAAAUAAAAACAGCUCAUCACAGUUGAA